Lycium ferocissimum is the source of this 1194-nucleotide messenger RNA. Its product is annotated as cationic peroxidase 1-like. Gene Ontology annotation, biological process: response to oxidative stress; hydrogen peroxide catabolic process. NCBI's taxonomy places the organism in Eukaryota, Viridiplantae, Streptophyta, Magnoliopsida, Solanales, Solanaceae. Bases 62 to 1009 code for a protein of 315 amino acids. The transcript is spliced from 4 exons. The record is from RefSeq and is a predicted model, not a curated record. Gene Ontology annotation, molecular function: peroxidase activity; heme binding.
CUUCUUCUUCUUCUUCUUCUUCUUCUUCUACUUCCUUAUUACUCUUCUUUUUUUAGUAGCCAUGGCUAAGAUAUCAUUGUUACUACUAAUAAUAUUUCCAUUUUUUCUUCGAAUGAGCUCUGCUCAAUCGUUGUCCGCCAAUUUUUACUCUUCCUCGUGUCCGAAUGUCCUCUCAGUUAUUAAAACAGCUGUGAAUUCUGCGGUCAACAAAGAGGCUCGCAUGGGAGCUUCAUUACUUCGUCUUCAUUUCCAUGAUUGUUUUGUUAAUGGUUGUGAUGCAUCCGUGCUACUAGAUGAUACAUCAAACUUCACGGGAGAGAAAACUGCUGGACCAAAUAGUGGGUCGUUAAGAGGAUUUGAUGUCAUAGAUACUAUCAAAACUCAAGUGGAGUCUUCGUGUGCCGGCGUUGUAUCUUGCGCAGACAUUUUAGCUGUUGCAGCACGAGAUUCUGUUGUCAAACUUGGUGGUCCUAGUUGGACUGUUUUACUGGGCAAAAGAGACUCAACUACUGCAAGUUUAAGUGCAGCAAACAACAUUCCUGCACCAACCUUGAACCUUAGUGGCCUCAUUUCUUCCUUCUCUAACAAAGGUUUAACUGCUAGGGAAAUGGUGGUUCUUUCAGGAAGUCACACAAUAGGCCAAGCUAGGUGUACUACUUUCAGAAACCGUCUAUACAAUGAAGCAAAUAUAAAUGCCUCAUUUGCAACAUCAGUAAAAGCUAACUGUCCACAGAGUGGUGGUAACAACAAUCUUUCACCACUAGACACCACAAGUCCAACUUCAUUUGACAAUGCUUACUUCAAGAACUUGCAAAUCCAAAAGGGACUUCUUCAUUCUGAUCAACAGCUAUUUAGUGGAGGAUCUACAAACUCCAUUGUUAACACUUAUAGCUCCAAUUCAGCGACUUUCUUGACCGAUUUUGCAAAUGCUAUGGUCAAAAUGGGAAAUCUUAGCCCCCUUACAGGCACCAAUGGCCAAAUCCGUAAAAAUUGCAGGAAAACGAACUAAGAUUAAAAAAAAAAAAAAAAAAAAAAAAAAAAAAAAACAGUACCAAAAAUGUGAUUUUAAAAUUUCGAGUGUUGCAAAUGUUUUUUCCCCUUUUCUUUUUAUAGCCAACUUUAAUGUUCUGCAUUUUUGGAGGUAAAGGUGGUAACGUCCCCCUCCAAUAAGUCAACGUUCCAAGUAGUGAAAUA